CAAGCGCGCCUGGGUAGCUGGACUUUAGCCGUCUGGUUACCAAGGAGGAGGCUGUGCCAUAGCCGCUAGGCUGUUUGGCAGUUGGCUCCGCCUAGGCCGGGCCCCGCCUCGCCGGAGCCCUCCAGGUCACUUCUGUCCGCACGAAUAACAUCCUGUGACAAAAUGUUUCCUGGGGAGAGAAAACAUACAUCUGCUUGUCCCAGAUAGGAAGCCCAUAGGGAGCCCAUGACAGACCACAGUAGGAUACCACCAAAGUCCAACUUGAGCAGUCUUCAUCAGAACCUCUGCAGGUUGCCAUGGCAAUGAGUGAAACCCCACCCCUUGAUCCUGCAAGAAGCACUGGACACUAAGGGUGGUCCAUCCGGAUGCUCCACCUCUUGGGAACGUGAGCUAAAGCUGUUGAGUUGGAGACGGGUGUCCUCGGCAUCCUCGGCUGCUCCAGGUUAAGAAGAAGCGUGUGCUCUUUCUCCACCUGGCUCCCGAUUUCCUAUCAGCACUGGAGGAGCUGCUGCAGCCCACACACUGCCUGACUUCAGAGCUAGGGAGUGAGGCCUCCAGAAGAGUUCCACAGAGGCUGUGUGGUACAGAUCUUCAUGAGCCGGCACCAGGCAGCCCUGCUGGGUCUGGGACUACUGCUCAUAUUCCUACUGUAUGUGGGGUUGCCUGGCCCACCCAAGCAGUCUUCACUACUCUGGAGAGGCCCUAAUGUCACAGUCCUGACUGGUCUCACCAGAGGCAACUCUAAAAUCUUUUACCGAGAGGUGCUGCCAAUCCAGCAGGCGCACAGGGUUGAAGUCGUGCUUCUCCAUGGAAAAGCAUUUAGUUCCCACACUUGGGAGCAGCUGGGCACGCUGCAGCUACUGUCAGAGAGGGGCUACCGGGCUGUGGCCAUCGACCUUCCAGGUUUUGGGAACUCAGCCCCUUCUAAGGAGGUGAGCACAGAGGCAGGCCGAGUGGAGUUGCUGGAGACAGUGCUCCGGGACCUAAAGGUGCAGAAUACUGUGCUGGUGAGCCCCUCCCUGAGUGGCAGCUAUGCACUGCCCUUCUUGAUGCGAAGCCACCACCAGCUACGUGGAUUUGUGCCCAUUGCGCCCACCUCCACCCGGAAUUAUGCACAGGAACAAUUCCAGGCUGUGAAGACCCCGACUCUUAUCCUGUAUGGGGAACUGGACCACACUUUGGCGCGAGAGUCACUUCAGCAGCUCCGCCACCUGCCCAACCACUCCGUGGGGAAGCUGCACAAUGCAGGCCACGCCUGCUACCUCCACAAGCCAGAAGCCUUCCACCUCGCCCUUCUCGCCUUCCUCGAUCAUCUGCCUUGAACGGACUCACUUCCCAGGACCCUCUCUCUCCCUCCUCUUCCAGUCCGGCAGUCCCUGGCUGGGAUUGUGGGGACAGAGGAUCAAGCUUAGCCAGGACUUUUGUAUUUCAUUUCACAGGCACAAUAAAGAAAAGCCUUUUGUCUUGCCUGGA
This is a messenger RNA of Apodemus sylvaticus (European woodmouse), 1473 nucleotides long. It is a transcript of the gene Abhd14a, whose product is annotated as abhydrolase domain containing 14A. Lineage: Eukaryota; Metazoa; Chordata; Mammalia; Rodentia; Muridae. The transcript has 7 exons. The record is from RefSeq and is a predicted model, not a curated record. Gene Ontology annotation, cellular component: cytoplasm. Bases 594 to 1322 code for a protein of 242 amino acids.